AUGGCUGCCAGGAUCACUGCGGGCCAAGUGCCGGCUAUGUUUGCCCGCCGGCAACCAACGGUGUUCCUUGCCUCGCGACGCAUGCAAUCCUCCUCUGCUCCCCAAACCCAGAACCCCGCCUAUCCGCUGUACCCCUCGGUGAUCCAGCUGCUGCACCAGAAGGGCAUCCCGGACUCGGAAGUGUCCAAGAUUCCCGCCUCGGGCCCCAAGGGCCGCCUCCUGAAGGGCGACGUCCUCGCCUACCUCGGCCAAAUCGCCGCCGACUACCCGUCGACCCAAGCCGCACAGCUGGCCAAGCUCACCCACCUGGACCUGAGCAACAUCAAGAUCGCCCCGGCCCCGAAACCGGCCGCACCCGCCCCGGCCGAGAAGGAGGAAGUGGUCGCCAAGCCCCCGCCCAUGGCGUCAAUCGCCAUUUCUGUCUCCCCUGGCCGCCGUGCUGAGUCCCUGGGCGUCACAGUGCCGCUGUCCCGGUUCCUGGCUGUGGCCACCGACCUCGCCAACGACGAUCUCCCGCGCUCUUCUAGCGCCAAGCCCUCGGCCGACGAGCUCUUCGACGAGGUCCUCGGCGCUGACCCCGUUCUCACCUCCCGCGGCCACUACCUGCCGGAAUUGAAUGCCGUCGAGAGUCCCGCGCCCUCGCGCCAGCAGAAGGCCGUGAGUGAAGAUAUCAUCGACAUCCUGAGUGCCAAGUCCCAGCGGAAGACUGUGUCUUCACCCAUAGUGGAAAUCCCAUCUGGCGGGGCUGCCAACGUGUUCAGCUUGACCGUUCCAGUCGGUGACGAGGUGCGCGCCAAGGAGUUUUUGGAGCGGAUCAAGACCCUGUUGCAGGUGGAGCCUGCCAGGCUGGUACUUUAA
This is a messenger RNA of Penicillium alfredii, 858 nucleotides long. RefSeq lists its product as uncharacterized. Gene Ontology annotation, molecular function: acyltransferase activity. The transcript is spliced from 3 exons. The record is from RefSeq and is a predicted model, not a curated record. The coding region runs from base 1 to 858 and encodes 285 amino acids. Lineage: Eukaryota; Fungi; Ascomycota; Eurotiomycetes; Eurotiales; Aspergillaceae.